GUCUGUCAACGCGUCGUUUGGCUACUGGCGCAAGGUCCGCCUUGAACAGAGGGCGGACGGUAAUCCAUAACUUGAGAUAAAAACACUGUUUGACACAGAUUUGAGAUCUGCGAAAGAAGAGCAUUGCUGUCUGGAAAAAUGAGCAUUGGCCAGACCCAGACUAUCAUGGACAAAGUCCAAAAUGGCCCUAGUGGCAUGAAGUCCGCUGCAGAGAGGUCUACAGAGUUGGAUGAUGCUCUCAACUCGAUUGCGCUGGGAAACAAUGCCCCAGAAACGGCCGAGCCUGAGAUCACACCUUUCCGCACGAAAAGCCCUCCUACAACACCCCAAAAAGCGGUCGCAGUCAACGGUGGAGCAGUGUCUCCUGCUGGACAGGAAGGAGAAAGAGGGCGACAAGAAGCCAAGGGUAGCGUCAUUUUGUCUACAACCGCAGCGAAGAGGCGGAGAAAGAAGAACAAGAACAAGCCCACCGAGGCUGCGCAGCCGCUCAAUACCGUCAAAGGCUUCACACACACGCCGCUUGACUCGGGUGCGGAGGACUCUGACGCAUCCGUCAGUAGCCCUCACAUCCUGUCACCCAUGCCGCGUUUGCCUGCUUUGGCCGGUGCCAGCCCGGGACUGCGCCCACAGUCACCGGGGAUCAGUAGCUUGAAAGCACAACUCGACGCACUCAACUCUCGCAGCGAAAGCCGUUCAACCUCUCGCGUCCGGAACAACUUCGACUCUGAAGCACCCAGCAGUGCUGCCAGUGCCGCGUCCGAUACUCAAGCUGAAGACGUCCCCGACGACAUGGUCAGUUACCACGUUCAGAUUGACCAGGACUUUGUCAGUCAAUCGUUGGUUGAGACCGUGGCCAGCUCGAUGUCUGCUUCUACCAUGACCGUCGAUCAGCGGGCCACGUCAAUGAUCGCGCGCAAAAUGACUGCCGCCGAUUUCACACCAAUCCGCUGUCUGGGCGAUGGUGCGUUUGGUACUGUGCUGCUAGUGCGACAGAAUGCGACCGGUCGAUUAUUUGCACAGAAACAGCUUACCAAGGCAUUCUUGAAGAUUCACAAGAAGCGCAUUGAGUCGACCAGGUCUGAGCGAACCAUUCUGGAGUUGGUCAAUCGUCACCCAUUCAUUGUCAACCUAUAUUAUGCCUUCCAGGAUCAUGAGAAGUUGUACUUGAUUCUCGAGUAUGCCUCUGGUGGAGAGCUAUUCCGUCAUCUAGAGCUGGAAACAUUCUUUUCCGAGGAGGUUGCCGCAUUCUAUAUCGCUGAGAUUGUGCUGGCAUUGGACUACCUUCACAAUACUGUGGGCGUCAUAUACAGAGACAUGAAACCCGAGAACUGUCUGCUGGACGCCGAAGGGCAUCUGCUACUGACAGAUUUCGGUUUGAGCAAAGUAGCAGUUCAAGAUUCAAGCACGCCAGGGGGCAGCCGCUGCAACAGUUUGGGUGUCGGCACGAUCGAGUACAUGGCUCCAGAAAUCAUCAGAGGCUCUGAGGAGUCCGAUUGGGGUCCGGGGUACGGCAAGGCUUGCGACUGGUGGUCGUUGGGAGCCAUGGCAUGCGACCUCAUGACCGGAAAACCUCCUUUUGGCGGAGGGAAUUGGACCAAGAUUCAACAGAAUAUCAUGCAUCAAAAAUUGAGUCUGCCAUAUUUCCUGUCGCCAGAUGCCAAAGAUCUUCUCACCAGACUCUUGCGCAAAGAGCCCAGGAAGCGACUUGGAGUUGGUCCCAAUGACAUCAGUAUCAUCAAAAAGCAUCGAUUCUUCAAAAAGAUCGACUGGAAGAAGUUGGAAGCUCGGGAACUCGAACCACCCAUCAGACCGUUGGUAACCAAUCCAGAACUCGCGGAAAACUUUGCAAAAGAAUUUACUGAGCGGACAGUGGAUGCCGCUCCUCGCAGACACAGCAGAACAUUGAGCAAGUCCGAUCCCUUCGGCGGGUUUAGCUAUGUUGCCAGUCACAGCUUGCUUGAGGAGUCCAUGCUUUCGGAGCUGGAGGAGGCAGUUAUUGACGGCGAAUGUUAGACGUCCGCUUACCACGAAGGAAUGAAGCAAACAUGAUGUCAGACUCAAAAUUGGAUAAAAGCAUG
Molecule: messenger RNA, 2078 nt
Organism: Exophiala viscosa
Lineage: Eukaryota; Fungi; Ascomycota; Eurotiomycetes; Chaetothyriales; Herpotrichiellaceae
Product: serine/threonine protein kinase
Exons: 1
Coding region: 139-2013 (624 amino acids)
Biological process (GO): protein phosphorylation
Molecular function (GO): ATP binding; protein serine/threonine kinase activity
Source: RefSeq, a predicted model, not a curated record